UUGCAGCCAAGCGUGCACGGAGCUGCGGCCGUCCCCGUUCAGAAUGGGAGCCAGAGCAGCAGCCCCGGCAACACCACGACCACGGACGUAUCCUGCAUGGUGAGGGGGCUCUGGAACGGAACCCUGGCCCAGUCUGGGCUCGAGGAGAAGUCGCCCGCCGCCAACUGCAGCACGGACGGACGAGUGGCGCACCCCACGACCGCGGCCGCCCCCUUUGAGGUGUUCAGCGAGCCGACGCAGACCCGGCCCCCCUCGGUGCCCUGCGGCCCCGCCGAUCCCACGGACGUCGCGGGGACGUGUCUCGUGGCCGAUGAAAACGGCCCUCCGCCCGGCUCCGGCCAGCAGUGUGCGAGGAGUGUCUCUAGACCGCACCAACGCAGGAUCCCCUUUGCAGAACUGGAGCCGCCGAAGCCUCCCGCAGAAGAUGAGGAGGAGGAGGAGGAAGGUGGCGGCAUGAACGGCUUCCAGCCCUUUACGGACGACGACAACUUCACCUACGCACCCACCAAGAGCUUCGUGAAGAAGGUGACCUCCACGCCUUUCGACGGGAGGCUUCCGCCGGUGGGGGAGGACUUCACGGUGGGCGGGUUGACGGAGCUAGUUCAGGACGUGGCACUCGAACCGGAAGCCAGGAAAGAACCAUAUAUGGCGGCGGCAGUGAAGCGCCGGCUCUCGGCACCCCUGGUCGUGGCAGGAGAUCUCAGCACCAUUUUGGAGGGCAGCAAGGAGAGCUCGAGCAAGUCGGGCAGCUCGAGCGGCUCGAGUUGCUCGUCUGGAUCAUCGUCCGUCUCGGCCGCCGCACUCAGCGCCCAGAGCCGGCUGCCUGCGCUGCAAGAGGAGGCUUCACCGCCGAGGCAGCAGCUGUCGCCCGAAGACUGUGGCCAGGGGGACCACCUGGACCCCUUCGACCGAAUAGUGACGGACACCAUCCUGUCGUCCCUGGCCGUGGGACUCGAGCAGCGUCAUGGUUUUUCUACCCGCAACUCAAACCGACCCCUCCUCAAGCCGGACCACACCGUCACUCUCGGUUGGCCCCGGAGGGAGUUUCACGUGCAACGCCUGAUAGCGACGGGAGCCUACGCCAAGGUGUACCUGGCGGAGGUGGUGGACCCCGAAUUCACCUUCAUGGACACCGACGGAACCUUUGAGCACCCGGAACAGCGGAAAGUGGCCCUGAAGGUGCUCGCAGAUUGCAACCCGUGGGAGUUUUUCAUCUGCUCCGAGCUCCGCAGUCGUCUUGCAGAGAAGCCGCCGCCCACGGUGCUGGACUCUGUGGUGACGAUUGAAGCGGCCUGUCUGUACAGAAAUGGCGCCAUCUUGGUGAUGCCGUUUGGACAAUAUGGCACGCUCCUGGACCUGGUUCGGCGUUACCAAGAGCAGCAGUCGCAGGGCAGCAGGGGCAUCCCGGAGUCCAUGGCACUCUACUUUGCCCUCGAGCUGCUGCUCAUUGUGUCCGCGGUGCACAAGUGCGGCAUCAUCCACGGAGACCUCAAGCCCGACAACGUGCUCGUCUCCGACCUUCCGACGGAGCGGAACUGCGUGGAGCGUCUGGCGGAGCGUACGCACUGCCUGCAGCUGAUCGACUUUGGCCGGGGCAUUGACCAGCACCAGUUCCAGCCGGGUACUGUUUUCACGGAGGUGGUGCAGACGAACUGCUUCAAGUGCACCGAGAUGAUGGACGGACGGCCGUGGACCUUCCAGACGGACUGGUACGGCGUGGUGGCCUGCAUCCACAUCAUGCUGUUUGGAGAGUACAUGGACGUGGCAAAGGGCGCCAAUGGAGUCUGGGCCGCCCGACAGAGGUUCAAGAGGUACUGGCAACGGGACCUCUGGGAGUCUCUCUUCUCCACGCUGCUCAACAUCCCGAGCUGCGCCGAGCCCCCCGACGUGACGCCGUUUGUGGCACGGAUUGCGGAACUCCUGGGGAACCCAUCGCGCGCCCAGGACCUCCUUCUGCACGCACACAAGGCCAGUGGCAUGUCGUGAUGGCCGCCUCCUUCCCUCAAGAAACUGGAGUCUUGCGAAUUCUUUUUAUCCUUUUUAAAUUAGACUUUGCACAACCCUGUACAGCCGCUUUUAAUGCCGGAAAGUAAUAAACUAUGGUUUUAUGCUUACA
Ixodes scapularis (black-legged tick) is the source of this 2116-nucleotide messenger RNA. RefSeq lists its product as uncharacterized. NCBI's taxonomy places the organism in Eukaryota, Metazoa, Arthropoda, Arachnida, Ixodida, Ixodidae. Bases 97 to 1986 code for a protein of 629 amino acids. Gene Ontology annotation, molecular function: protein kinase activity; ATP binding. Gene Ontology annotation, biological process: mitotic spindle assembly checkpoint signaling; meiotic sister chromatid cohesion, centromeric; protein phosphorylation. The record is from RefSeq and is a predicted model, not a curated record. The transcript has 14 exons.